AAUUCAGAAGUGUCAAUCAAAACAGAGCUAUCCUUGAAGUACACCACCGGUACUGAGCAGGUGUGGGCUAAGUGCAACAUCGGUACUGAGCAGGUGUGGACUGAGUACAACACCGGUACUGAGCAGGUGUGGACUGAGUACAACACCGCUAGUGAGCAGGUGUGGGCUGAGUGCAACACCGGUAGUGAGCAGGUGUGGGCUGAGUACAACACCGCUAGUGAGCAGGUGUGGACUGAGUACAACACCGGUAGUGAGCAGGUGUGGACUGAGUACAACACCGGUAGUGAGCAGGUAUGGACUGAGUACAACACCGGUAGUGAGCAGGUGUGGACUGAGUACAACACCGGUAGUGAGCAGGUGUGGACUGAGUACACCACCGGUAGUGAGCAGGUGUGGACUGAGUACACCACCGGUAGUGAGCAGGUGUGGACUGAGUACAACACGGGUACUGAGCAGGUGUGGACUGAGUACAACACCGGUAGUGAGCAGGUGUGGGCUAAAUACAACACCAAUAGCGAGCAGGUGUGGACUGAGAACAACACCGGUAGUGAGCAGGUGUGGGCUAAGUGCAACACCGGUAGUGAGCAGGUGUGGACUGAGUACAACACGGGUACUGAGCAGGUGUGGACUGAGAACAACACCGGUAGUGAGCAGGUGUGGACGCUUACUCCAAACCUUACACCCCCUCGGGACACCUGA
Messenger RNA from Procambarus clarkii (red swamp crayfish), 699 nucleotides. Lineage: Eukaryota; Metazoa; Arthropoda; Malacostraca; Decapoda; Cambaridae. The record is from RefSeq and is a predicted model, not a curated record.